Molecule: messenger RNA, 825 nt
Organism: Ilex paraguariensis (yerba mate)
Lineage: Eukaryota; Viridiplantae; Streptophyta; Magnoliopsida; Aquifoliales; Aquifoliaceae
Source: the annotation of a GenBank genome assembly
AUGGAGCUUGUUUUAUGCAAAUGGCUAUUUGCGUUUCUACUCUGUUUCUGGCUCAUCUUCUCUGUUGCAUUCUCAGUGAAGGGACUUCCUGGAAACUCAAAAGUAAGAGGAGUGAAUUUGGGCGGAUGGUUGGUUGUGGAAGGGUGGAUUAAACCUUCUCUGUUCGACGGUAUUCCCAAUGGAGACAUGCUUGAUGGAACAGAGGUUCAAUUCAAGUCAGUGACAUUGCAGAAAUAUGUGUCCGCAGACAAUGGGGGUGGCAUGAAUGUUACAGUGGACAAGGAUGUUCCUUUAUCAUGGGAAACUUUUAGGUUAUGGAGAGUUUCCGAUUCAGUAUUUCAGUUUCGCACCUCUCAAGGCCAAUUUCUAACAUGUGAUGGAGGCUUUGUCUAUGCAACAGCAGAAUCACCAUUGGCAACAGAAACAUUUUAUAUUGAAAGAAAUUUUAACACUAGAGUUCAUAUCAGACUUAAAAGUGGAACCUAUCUGCAGGCUUCAAAAGCCAGCCAGAUCACAGCAGACUAUCGGGGGACACCAGGAUGGGAUAAUAAUGCAGCCACAUUUGAGAUGAUGAUUAUAGCAAAUAAUUUACACGGAGAUUAUCAGCUUGCCAAUGGAUUUGGGUAUGCCAAAGCCAAAGAAGUUCUCAAGAGGCAUAGAAACAGCUUUAUCACUGUAGAUGAUUUCAAUUUUCUGUAUAGACACGGAAUAAAUACUGUGAGGAUCCCUGUUGGCUGGUGGAUUGCUUUUGAUCCCAAUCCUCCUGCCCCUUUUAUAGGAGGAUCGUUAGAAGCUCUGGAUAAUGCGUUCUCAUGGGCACAGUAG